Messenger RNA from Syngnathus acus (greater pipefish), 2380 nucleotides. RefSeq names its product acyl-CoA oxidase 3, pristanoyl (gene acox3). Bases 110 to 2188 code for a protein of 692 amino acids. The transcript is spliced from 19 exons. Gene Ontology annotation, cellular component: peroxisome. Gene Ontology annotation, molecular function: fatty acid binding; FAD binding; pristanoyl-CoA oxidase activity. The record is from RefSeq and is a predicted model, not a curated record. NCBI's taxonomy places the organism in Eukaryota, Metazoa, Chordata, Actinopteri, Syngnathiformes, Syngnathidae. Gene Ontology annotation, biological process: lipid homeostasis; fatty acid beta-oxidation using acyl-CoA oxidase.
AUUCAGAGUGCAGUGGGCAUGUCAUGGACCAAUGUCCACCGAGCUUGCUUUUUCUUGAUUGUCUGCUUUCAGCGUUCACGGAAAGUCGACUGUCCACAGUUUGAAGACGAUGCAGCAACGAGUGGCUGACCUCCCGAGCGGGCCUCUGGACGUCUACAGGCAAAAAGCUUCUUUCCCAUGGAAGGACAUGCUUGUGCUUCUGGAAGGAGAAGACGAGAUGGCAUUGAAGCAACGAGUCUUCACGGCGUUGGAGAACGAUCCACUUUUCUCCAGGACGCCGGGUGAAGACCUGCCCAUGGCGAAAAUGCGGGAACUCACCUUCCUCAGGGUGAAGAAGCUGUUCUGCUAUGACUUCCUGACCAAUGACGAGGCCAUGGCCAACCCGUGGUUGACGGUGGUCCUCAACAACUGCUUGGGAAUGUAUGAUUGGUCCUUGUCGGCCAAGUACUUCCUCAGCAAAGGCAUGUUUGCAAGGACGGUCGCCAGCAGCGGCUCAGUGCGACACCGCAAGUUUGUGGACGACGCUGACGACAUGACGGCGUUCGGAUGCUUUGCGCUGACCGAGCUGAGUCACGGCAGCAACACCAGAGCCAUGAGGACCACCGCCACCUACCAGCCAUCCACACAGGAGUUUGUCAUCAACUCUCCAGAUUUCGAGGCAGCCAAGUUUUGGGUGGGCAACCUUGGGAAGACGGCCACUCACGCACUGGUGUUGGCGCAGCUCUACACGGCGGACGGGGCCUGCCAUGGUCUGCACUCCUUCGUAGUUCCGGUGAGAGAUCCCAAGACGCUGCUGGCGCUUCCUGGCGUUCUCGUUGGCGAUAUGGGCAAGAAGCUGGGCCAGAACGGACUGGAUAAUGGGUUUGCUCUAUUCCACAACGUGAGGAUCCCGCGGGAGAAUCUCCUGAAUAAGACCGGCGAUGUGACUCCCGCCGGCACUUAUGUGACCCCUUACCGGGACCCCGACAAGCGUUUCGGGGCGUCCCUGGGCGCCCUGUCGGGAGGCCGGGUGUCCAUCGCCAGGAUGGCCCUGGUCAACCUCAAGCUAGCGCUGACAGUGGCGGUCCGCUUCUCCGCCACCAGGAGGCAGUUCGGGCCCAAGGACGAACAGGAGCUUCCCGUGCUCGAGUACCAGUUGCAGCAAUGGCGUCUGAUUCCGUAUCUGGCGGCAGCGUACGCUCUGGAGCGCUUCUCCAAAUCCCUCUUCGGUAACUUUGUGGAGUUUAGCCUGGGGCAAAUGAUGAAGGAUCACUCGGACACACAGGCUGAGCUGGGCCGAGAGCUCCACGCGCUGGCCUGCUCCGGCAAGCCCUUGGCCUCGUGGAUGGCUCAGCGCGGGAUCCAGGAGUGCCGCGAGGCUUGCGGAGGUCACGGUUACCUAGCCAUGAACCGCCUGGGCAACCUGCGCGAUGACAACGACCCCAACUGCACGUACGAGGGAGACAACAACGUGUUACUGCAGCAAACCAGCAACUACCUGAUGGCGUGGAUGGACGCCAAGCGAUGCGACGGCGUGCCGAUCCAGUCCCCUCUUCACACCGUGGACUUCCUGGACCAUUUCCACAAGAUCAGAGAUGGCCGCUUCACGGCACGCACGCUCGAAGACUGCAUGGACUCUGCAGUGGCGUUGGCGGCCUACAAGUGGCUGGUGUGCUACCUUCUGGAGGAGAGCCACGGGCGGCUGCAGCAGCUCCGGACUUUGGGCCAAGACGACUUUGAGGCCCGGAACAAUAGCCAGGUUUACUACUGCCGUGACCUGGCCUUGGCCUACAUUGAACACUGCUGUCUCCAGAGGUUCCACGACUGGACUCGAGACGAUGAUACGCCCAGCCAGUUGCGAGCGGUCCUCGGGAAGCUUUGUGCGCUUUAUGGACUGUGGAGCCUCAGCAGCCACAUGGCCACGCUGUACCAAGGUGCUUACCUGAGCGGAAGGGAGCCAGCCCACUUGAUCCAGACGGCCAUUCUUACCCUCUGCACGCAGCUGAAGGACGACGCGGUAGCGCUGGUGGAUGCGAUGGCUCCCCCGGACUUCAUUCUCAACUCCCCAAUCGGGAACGCUGAUGGACAGCUCUACAAGAACCUUUGGUCCACGGUGAUGCAGGGCAACCAAGCUCUGGAACGCCCGUCCUGGUGGAAAGAGUUCUGUGCCGACAAGCCCCCCGUGGGGUCUCUGCGGCCCAAGCUCUAGACAACAAACGCCAGGCGAGCGUACUCGCGGCACACACUCGCUUCAUUUUCUUUUUUGCCUUUGCUUCCAUACUACUCUACUCUCCACAAAAAAAAAUCUGUUUCCCAAAUGGACAAAGUCCUCUUUGCAAUGUGACCAAAAAAAGAGACUCAUGACACUGCUCUCUUCAUUCUUCAUCUGGGAAUUUCAUUU